AGCUUGAUGCCACGGCGACAGUGUUGGCAAAUCGACAAGAUGAAAGUGAACAAUCAAGAAAGAAGCUCAUUGAACAAAGCCGCGAGUUCAAGAAAAACACUCCAGAGGACCUGCGGAAACAGGUAGCUCCACUAUUGAAAAGUUUCCAGGGAGAGAUUGAUGCGUUGGGUAAAAGAAGUAAAGAAGCAGAGGCAGCAUUCCUGAAUGUCUACAAGAGAUUAAUCGAUGUUCCAGAUCCCGUUCCAGCUCUAGAUCUGGGGCAGCAGCUCCAGCUGAAAGUCCAGCGCAUGCAUGAUAUUGAAACAGAGAACCAGAAACUUAGGGAAACCCUCGAGGAAUACAACAAAGAAUUUGCAGAAGUGAAAAAUCAAGAGGUGACAAUAAAAGCACUUAAAGAGAAAAUCCGGGAAUAUGAGCAGACCCUGAAGAACCAGGCUGAGAACAUAGCUCUCGAAAAGGAACAGAAGUUGCAAAAUGACUUUGCAGAGAAAGAAAGAAUGCUGCAAGAGACGCAGAUGUCGACAGCCUCAAAGCUGGAGGAGGCCGAACACAAAGUGCAAACUCUACAAACAGCCUUGGAGAAGACGCGGACGGAGUUGUUUGACCUGAAGACAAAAUACGACGAGGAGACCACUGCAAAGGCUGACGAAAUUGAGAUGAUCAUGACGGACCUUGAAAGAGCAAAUCAGAGGGCAGAGGUAGCUCAGAGAGAGGCCGAAUCCUUGCGGGAGCAGCUCUCCUCCGCGAACAAAUCGCUCCAGCUGGCAACCCAGAUCCAGAAGGCACCGGAUGUGGAGCAGGCCAUUGAGGUGCUGACGCGAUCCAGCCUGGAGGUUGAGCUGGCCACGAAAGAACGCGAAAUUGCUCAGCUCGUCGAAGAUGUGCAGAGACUGCAAGGCAGCCUCACCAAGCUCCGGGAAAACUCCACCAGCCAGAUAUCCCAGCUGGAGCAACAGCUGACUGUGAAGAACAGCACGCUCAAACAACUGGAAGAAAAACUGAAGGGGCAAGCGGAUUAUGAUGAGGUGAAGAAAGAAUUAAACAUCUUGAAGUCCAUGGAGUUUGCCUCGUCUGAUGGCUCCAGCGCCCAGGAUGCUGCGUCCAAACCACUGGAAGUCCUGCUUCUGGAGAAGAACCGCCUGCUACAGUCUGAGAACGCCACGCUACGGAUCACGAACAGUGACCUGAGUGGGUCAGCCAGGAGAAAAGGGAAAGACCAGCCUGAGAGUCAGCGUCCUGCAACUUUGCCAGCCUCCCCUCCUUCUCAGUUGCCCCGCAACACAGGGGAGCAGGCUUCCAAUACUAAUGGUACUCACCAGUUCUCACCAACGGGUUUAAGUCAAGACUUUUUCAGCUCGUCCUUGGCAAGCUCCGGCUUACCCCUGGCUUCUACAGGAAAAUUUGCACUAAACUCUCUCCUCCAGCGCCAGCUUAUGCAGUCCUUCUACUCCAAGGCAAUGCAGGAAGCAGGAAGCACAAGCAUGAUUUUUUCAGCAGGUCCCUACAGCACAAACUCCAUAUCUUCCCAAAGUCCUUUGCAACAAAGCCCGGACGUCAACGGCAUGGCCCCAUCACCCAGCCAAUCGGAAAGCACCGGCAGUGCCUCCGAAGGCGAGGAAAUCGACACAGCUGAAAUUGCACGUCAGGUCAAAGAGCAGUUGAUCAAGCACAAUAUUGGACAGCGGAUAUUUGGACAUUAUGUUUUGGGGCUCUCCCAAGGCUCCGUGAGCGAGAUCCUGGCUCGGCCGAAACCAUGGAAUAAGUUGACGGUGCGAGGCAAGGAGCCGUUUCAUAAGAUGAAGCAGUUCCUCUCGGACGAGCAGAACAUCUUGGCAUUGCGCAGCAUCCAGGGCAGGCAAAGAGAGAAUCCAGGCCAGAACCUGAGCAGGCUAUUUCAGGAAGUACCGAAACGAAGAAAUGGGUCGGAAGGUAACAUCACCACGAGAAUUCGAACCACAGAGGCAAGCUCCGAUGAUGCUAUCAAAUCCAUCCUAGAGCAAGCCAAAAGGGAGCUACAGGUGCAGAAAACAGCUGAGCCUGCUCAGCCCCCUUCUUCCUCCAGCAGCGGCAGUUCGGACGAUGCCAUUCGCUCCAUCCUGCAGCAAGCCCGGCGUGAAAUGGAAGCACAGCAAGCCGCCCUGGAACCGGCCUUAAAAGUAACCCCCCUGUCCCAAGCAGAGAUAUCCAUCUUGUCCCCGAAACUGAUCUCUGCAUCGGCCUCCAGCUAUUCUCCCCUGGCCAUGUCCUUGAAGAAGCAUUCGUCCUCGGUGGAUUCCGGCGUCUCCUCCCUGCCGAACCCCUCUGGAUUGAAGAAGGAGGCCCAAGAGGCCCCCAUUCUCGAUCUCCACGGUAUCUCCGACUCGACGCAAGGAGUGCUGAGGCACGUUAAAAACGAACUGGGGCGGAGCGGGGUGUGGAAAGACAACUGGUGGAACACUGUGCAGCCGGAGAGGAGAAACGCAGCUCCUCCCGAAGACCCCAAAGUCGAGGAGGUCCCCAGCGGGAAGGAGAAGGCCAGCAGCCAGUCUCGGUCGGAUCGUAGCCAGCAGCUCCAGGGGCCCUCCUCUUCAGACUACUGGAAGGAGUGGCCAAACGCGGAGUCCCCCUAUUCCCAGAGCUCUGAACUGAGUGUGACGGGGGCCAGUCGCAGCGAGACGCCUCAAAACAGCCCCCUCCCUUCCUCCCCCAUCGUCCCUCUGUCAAAGCCAUCUAAACCUUCCGUUCCUCCACUCACCCCUGAGCAGUAUGAGAUUUAUAUGUACCAGGAAGUGGAUACGAUAGAGCUAACCCGUCAGGUCAAAGAGAAGCUAGCAAAGAAUGGCAUCUGCCAAAGGAUAUUUGGGGAAAAGGUGCUGGGUCUCUCCCAGGGGAGCGUCAGCGACAUGCUGUCCCGGCCAAAGCCAUGGAGCAAGUUGACGCAGAAAGGCCGCGAGCCGUUCAUCCGCAUGCAGCUCUGGCUGAAUGGCGAGCUGGGGCAGGGAGUCCUGCCGUCCCAAGGGCAGCCUCAAGGCCAAGUCCUUCCCUCUGCGUCGUCGCUACAAGAUUCCCUCCAGCAGGGAUGUGCAAGCUCAGAAAGCACCCCAAAGACUUCGGCCAGUUGCAGCCCUGCUCCAGAAUCCCCUAUGAGUUCCAGUGAAUCUGUGAAAAGCCUGACGGAGCUGGUCCAGCAACCAUGUCCCCCCAUAGAGACGAAUAAGGAUGGCAAGCUGCAAGAGUCAAGUGAGCCGUCAGCUUCCGAUUCCCAAUCCACCACGCCAUUGCCCGUCUCCGGACAUUCAUCACUCAGCAUACAGGCACUGGUCGCCAUGUCACCAGAACUGGACACUUACGGCAUCACCAAGAGGGUUAAAGAGGUGCUCACGGACAACAAUCUCGCGUGGCUGACAAGCCUAAAACGCAGCAGAAGAGGCAAGAAAUGUACCCCAAACCUUGCAUUAGGUCAGCGUCUGUUUGGGGAGACAAUCCUGGGGCUCACGCAAGGCUCGGUCUCGGACCUGCUGGCUCGCCCCAAGCCCUGGCACAAGCUGAGCUUGAAAGGCAGGGAGCCCUUUGUCCGCAUGCAGGUGUGGUUGAAUGACCCCAACAACGUGGAGAAACUCAUGGACAUGAAGCGCAUGGAGAAGAAAGCAUACAUGAAACGACGGCACAGCUCAGUCAGUGACAGCCAGCCUUCCGAGUCUUCUUCAGCCGGAAUAGACUACAGCCAGGGGGCCAGCCCUCAACCACAGCAUCAGCUGAAGAAACCCCGCGUCGUGCUGGCCCCGGAAGAGAAGGAAGCUCUGAAGCGAGCCUAUCAGCAAAAGCCAUACCCAUCUCCAAAAACCAUUGAGGAACUCGCCACCCAGCUCAACUUGAAGACCAGCACCGUCAUUAAUUGGUUUCACAACUAUAGAUCUCGCAUUCGCCGAGAGCUGUUCAUUGAAGAGAUCCAAGCUGGAGGGCAGAGCCAGGCUGGGACAAGCGACUCUCCUUCUGCUCGGAGCAGCAGGGCAGUCCACAGCUCCGAAGGGGACAGUUGCGACGGCGUGGACGCCGAAGGCCCGCCUGAAGCCAAAUCGAGCAGCCUGGAAGCCGACGAUUACAGCAAUGCAACCACAAAGUCUCAGGGAGGGCGAGCAGCGUCAGCUUUCGAAGCAGGGGAAGAGGCACUGCGAGAUGCCGGAUCUUCAGAGAAAACGGAGACAUUCCAGUUGGAAAUGGAGAGCCUGGAAGACACGGAUGACGAGGGCAGGCCGAAAGCACCGCGUCGGAGUUCUCCAGCGGGCUCUCAGCAUUCCGGAGAAACUCCGGAGACGACGCCAAACUCUGCUCUGGAAGAGGACGCCUCUACCUCAGCUGCCUCCACCUUGGCCCUUACGGCCAAGCCGAAGGAGGAAGGCGUGGAGAAAAUCCCCAUUGUGCCAAGUACCAGUUCCACGCCCGCCGCCGGCACUCAGAAAGCCAACUCUCUCGAGAGCUUAUUCGGCUUUCCCGAGGCGGCGUGUGCCAGGAACGCACGGGACAACACCCUGAGGAAAAAGAAGGCAGCGAAUUUGAACAGCAUAAUCCACCGCUUGGAGAAGGCCGCAAGUCGAGAGGAGCCGGCCGAGUGGGAGUUUUGAGAUUACGCUCACCCAACUCUCAAGAGCUGGGGAAAGUGAAAACUUGGACCUCUGCUGGUUUUAAUUGUGUCCCGCACUUACCGCCCUGCAGGCCACCUGGCAAAAAAAAAAAAAAAAAA
Molecule: messenger RNA, 4720 nt
Organism: Gekko japonicus
Lineage: Eukaryota; Metazoa; Chordata; Lepidosauria; Squamata; Gekkonidae
Gene: CUX1
Product: cut-like homeobox 1
Exons: 24
Coding region: 288-4601 (1437 amino acids)
Biological process (GO): regulation of DNA-templated transcription
Molecular function (GO): DNA binding; DNA-binding transcription factor activity, RNA polymerase II-specific
Source: RefSeq, a predicted model, not a curated record